Patiria miniata (bat star) is the source of this 6646-nucleotide messenger RNA. RefSeq lists its product as uncharacterized. Lineage: Eukaryota; Metazoa; Echinodermata; Asteroidea; Valvatida; Asterinidae. The record is from RefSeq and is a predicted model, not a curated record. The coding region runs from base 270 to 5891 and encodes 1873 amino acids. Gene Ontology annotation, cellular component: membrane. Gene Ontology annotation, molecular function: protein binding; G protein-coupled receptor activity. The transcript is spliced from 25 exons. Gene Ontology annotation, biological process: cell surface receptor signaling pathway; G protein-coupled receptor signaling pathway.
CGGCGAUGACCUGACGACCUCUACCCUUACCUUGUCAAGUAACAAAUCAGGAUAAAAAGCUGCUGGCUGAAUGGUUUCUACAAGGUGAACUCGCACCCGGGUUGAGGACAGUGCAUGCAGUAAGUGUGUGGUACCUGCAGCGCAAUACCAUUGACGGGUGACGAGUGUGUGCCAAGUGAAGGUCUACCUACUCCCACGGUCUACACCGCGUUGGAUCUGGACUAGUUCGACGUUGAACUCAAGUUCCCAGCGUUUUGUUGUUGGCCGUCAUGGAGCUGAGAGUGCUGCAUCCGCUGAUUUUCCUCGUAGGAGUGGCAAGGAUUACAGAUUGUCAGACACCCACCUUGCCGCCCACCAACGUCCAAGUCCAGUUCACCGGCCCCAAGUCUUUCAUCGUGGCAUGGGAUCCCCCUCCGCACCCUGUCACGGGCUACGUCCUGGCCUACAGCGGCGGCAAUGUCCAAAUCGACGGCCACCUGACAAACACCGAGGUGGUCAGCGAGCACACCCUAGACCCUGCGAGGUUCUCCAUGGGGCUGUACUCUCAGACGUCGGCGGGCUUCAGCACCACCGAGAGCUUCGCAAUUCUGCAUCCCGGAGAUACAAGAAUCCCCCCGACCCCAUCGGGAGUCCGCAACCUGAUCCUCCCUAACACGCUGGAGCUGGAGUGGACCACGCCGACUCGAGGCGAGUUCGAGUUCUACCGUCUACUCUUCUCCAAGAACGGCCGGGACCAGCUGGCGGUGGACCUGCCCCCGACAGCCACCUCGUACUCCAUCUACGAGAUCAGCGGGGAGUUCUACACGCGCCUGUACUGCAUCAGGAACGGGAUCACCAGUGAGGUCGGUGAAUGGCAGGAACGGACCAGAACUGUAAAAGCCCCUUCACCGCCGAGGGAUGUAUACAUCCAACAGACGGAUGAUCUAUCCUUUACCAUUGCCUGGACGCCCCCCGAUGACGACAUCGAUGGCUAUGUCCUGAUGUACAGCCCCAACGACGUUUUACCGGAGACGAAACUCCUACUCAACACCUCCAUGACAUACAUGCACGUCGUGUGUGAGGUGCCCAUCACGUCCCAAUUCCGAAUUGGGUUCGUGUCCGUCAGGGGUCAACUACACAGUGACCCUGGCCACGUGCAGCUGCUUCUACCCGGCCACCACAAGUUGCCUCCGAUUCCAGUCGUCACACAGCGCCUCUUGACACCGUCCACGGCCCGCUUGGAGCUGAGCCCGGCACCAGACCGGUUGGACUUCGACAGGUAUCAGAUGACCGUGAACCGGACCGGUGUGCUCCUGUCCAUGCCACUCAACAAGGACGCGACGGGGUACAUGGUGGACGAUCUAACGCCUGGCGAGGAGGCUACAGUGCGGAUCAUCACCGUACGCAACGGCAUCAAGAGUGAUCCGUUAGUGAUCCGGGUUCCGGAUCCGCAAGUCACAAAGCCAAGUUCGCCAACGUUCCUAAGGAGGCUCAACCUGGACGGCUCCUCCAUCCUGCUCAACUGGGGCACGCCCUCCCCUCCCUUUGACCACUACUACCUGGACGUCCGGCGGGACAACGCCCGUUCGGCCUCCGACCAGACCCAGUGGUCGGUCCGCCUGAACAAGACCACCACCAAUUUUCUCCUCUCGGACCGGAAGCGGCGGGAGCGGUACAAGUUCACCCUGUACUCGGUGCUGGGCGACUACGAGGCGUUCAGUAACGGGGUGGAAUCCCACGCGGCCCCCAGGGCUCCAACCCAGUCUGGCGUCAGACUCGGCGCAGUCACCCUGCACGCCAUCCAGGUAGCCUGGGAGCCGGUCCUGAAUGCCAGCGAGUACCGGCUCAGCCUGGUCAGCGACUCCGGCGAGUCUCGCUCCGUGAGCGUACCCGUUGUCGACGGGGCGGUGGCGCCCAGGGUGCUGGAGCAGGUCUUCCUGGGCCUGGAGGAAGCGAUGGGCUACUGGGUGGUCCUGGACGCGGUGAUUGCUGGGAAGGCAAUGGCCGUCGGCUGGCUGCAGACUCAAACAGCCUCAUCCCAGGGUAACAUCAGGCUGGUCAGCUACCCGCCCAGCACCGUGGAGGCCGUCUGGCCGGCCCAUCCCGGGGCCUCCGGCUACAUCGUCUCGGUCAUCAGCUCUUCCGGGGACGACGUACGGGACAUACCGAUCACGGACUCGCUGAUCACCGUCUACGAUGUCAGGACCGAGGCGCCGUACGAGAUCGGCAUCCGGGCGGUCGUGGACGGCGAGGAGGUGGGCGUCGGAGGGGUCACCCAUGUCAUAGCCCGAGACACCAAGCCGCCAAUCAUCAUCAGCUGCCCCACCGACAUCACCAAGACCAUCCCGCUAGCUUCCGGUGGGGUCAACGUCUACUGGAUGCAACCGGAAGCCAUGGACGACUCGGGCCUCUCGCCCCUCACCCGCUCCUCCCGAGAGCCCGGCGAUCACUUCCAGACGGGGACCGAGGUCGUCUCCUACGUCUUCAUCGACCCGUCCGAGAACCGGGCACACUGUAACUUUACUGUCACCGUCAGCGAAGUUGACUCAGAACCACCAAUGAUCAGCGGUUGCCCCCCAAACAUCACCACACCCGUAUACUCUCACCUCCUAAACGACGGACUGGCAGUCGACUGGACAGAGCCAGACGUCCUGGACAACUCGGGUCACAUCCAGUCCGCAAAGGCAACUCACAAACCGGGGUCAAAGUUCAAACCAGGCUCGACAGUUGUGACGUAUCGCUACACCGAUCCGUCCAACAACGUGGCGACUUGCAGUUUCUCAGUGACUGUGCAACUGCUUGAGGAUCUCGUCCCUCCGACGAUAAUGAGCUGCCCGAGUGACAUGCACGAGACGAUUCGUCUAGGCGUGUCGGGCGUGCUGGUGACCUGGGCUGUACCCCAGGCCACCGACGACAUCGGCCCGGUGCGGCUGCUCGGCGGCUCCCACGAGCCGGAGUCGGUGUUCCACGUGGGCCGAACGCCGGUCUCGUACAUCUUCGCCGAUAUGGCGGGAAACAGAGCCACGUGCAACUUCACCGUGACGGUGGAGGCAAUUGACGAUGAACUGCCGGUCAUCCUCCGAUGCCCAUCGGACAUCAACAAGACCACACCGGGAAACGCCACAUCGGGCGUGAUCGUAAAAUGGAACAGGCCCAAAGUCCGGGACAACUCCAACCUGCCGGUGACGUGGACGACAACGCACCGGUCCAACUCGGCUUUCCCCGCCGGCCAGACCAACGUGACGUACACGUUCACCGAUGCGUCCAACAACACCGCCACCUGCGAAUUUGUGGUGACCAUUUUGGAAGCUCCAUCAACAACGACACAAAUUCCUUCCACGACAACAAUGCCGACAACAACCACGCCAAUUCCUACCACUACAACACCGAUUCCAGCAACUACAACGCCAAUUCCAACAACUACAACGCCAAUUCCAACAACUACCACGCCAAUUCCAACAACUACAACGCCAAUUCCAACAACUACCACGCCUAUUCCAACCACUACAACGAUGCCAAUAACCACAACACAAAUCCCUACCACCACAACCCCCAUUCCAACAACAACAACAACGCCGAUUCUAACAACUACAAUUCCAACAACUACCACACAAAUUCCAACCACAACACCGGUUCCAACAACUACCACACAACUUCCAACCACGACGCCAAUUCCAGCAACUACAACCGAAAUUCCAACAACGCCGAUUGCAACAACAGUUCCAACCACUGAUCUUGCAACAACGCAUGAGCAUACCACUCCAUCAGAUGUAGCGACUACCACAUUGCAUGGCUUAACCUCUCCUCGGGUUGUCGAUCUAACUACCACUGCAUACCUUGGUACCACCGUUGCGGCAAGGGUUACAAUCGGAAACAUACCAAUCGCUAUAACGGCUGGAGAGUACGGUAUAUGUGAUUGCUAUGUGGAUGCGAUCAACUUGGCGUACAUGAGUGACUGUGACAUGCCGACAAACUGUGACGCCGACAAACUCCUGGCAAACCUGACUGACGUAGCAGUCAACUCGCAGAACGUCGAAAGUUUCACCGGAGCGCUGAGAGUGAUAUCAACGGCCCACGGUACCAUAUCGGCCGAGGGCAUCGAGUCAUACACCACGAUCCUGGAGCACAUAUCCGUGGUCGGAUCCACCUCAUCAAAUGUUGCCACAAAUGUAAUUGAAUCAGUUGACAACAUGCUGAAUGUGCCUCAGGAGGAAUUCCACAAAGCGCAGGAGAGAAGUCUGGCCAACACGAGAAUCCUCCGAUCCCUGGACUUCCAUCUCCUGUACGCUCAUCGGGGCGGCGAGAAUUUCGUCAGCACCGAGUCCAACCUGGCGGCCUGGACCGUGUCGGUCCCCCGCAACUCCAGCGUGACCUACACGGUGCGGACCGGCGGGGCUUCCACGCAUUUCUCUGGGGAAGGGGAGACCGUCGACGAGGUGCAAACAUCGGAGUAUGACGAUGUCGUCGUGUCGAUUUCACUUCCAACCGAGGUGUUUUGGUACGACUCUGCCCGAGGAACGGCAUCCUCAUCCUACCCGGCUAUUUUCACCUUUUACAACGACACCAAGUUAUUCCAACCAGAGGAAGAGGUUGACAUCAACAGCGCGGUGAUAGCUGCCAGCGUGGCCGGUGUCAUGAGGGAGAUAUACCUGCACAACGACUCGGCGAUCAUCACGCUCAAACCUUGGCAGGAGUAUCACGGCCGGGAGUCAGAGUGCGUGUUCUGGAACCGGUCCCUCGCUGAGGGUGACGGGGCCUGGUCGACCAACGGAUGCCACCUGGCCCACACGCUGGCAUCCGGCCACAUCGUCUGCUCCUGUAACCACCUUACUCACUUUGCACUGCGUCUGACACCCAAAGUCUUCAUGAUUGACAUCAUAGUCUUUGCUGGCUGCGUGUUGAGCAUCGGCAUGUUGACGGCUGCUACCAUGAUCAGUAUGUGCAUAUGGAAAAACUCAAGGAGUCAGGCAGGGACUACCACCCUCGUUCACUCGUCGGCCUGGGUGGGAAUUGAACCAUGGUCACAGUGGCGGAAGGCAAGGGCUAAGAUCCCCCAACGCACCGUCAUCAAUCUCUGCAUAGCGCUGCUAUUCCUGAGCGGGCUGUUCCUGGGCGGUAUCGACCAGAUCAAGCUGGCGGACGGCAUCGGCUGCACCGUCAUCGCCGCCCUGCUACACUACUUUCUGCUGGUGGCCCUGAGCUGGACCGCCGUCGAGUCGCUCAACCUCUUCUGGCAGGUGGUUCUCGAACGGGACGAGUUCCUAAACAGGUCCAUCGUGCGGGUGACCGUCGGAUGCUGGGGUGUACCUCUACUAUUUGUAGCUUACUCCCGAGUCAUCAUCUACUUAGUAACUGAUAGCUGGACAGAGAACAGCAAAUUCUGUUUCCUAAACCCCGGUAUUGCCCUGUACUCUGGCGUGGUUUCUCCCAUUGUCUUGCUACUCGUCUUCCAUCUUUACAUCAUCUGCAUGAUGCUACGCAAGCGUCUCUGCAACCGCUUCGGCAGCAGCGACCGCCAGGUCAUGCACGCCGUCCGGCGCUGCAAGCUGACCCUGGCCCUGAGCGUGCUCGUCGCGCUGGAGUCGGCCGCCUGCUACGGCAUGCUGCUCCACGUGGACUCGGUGCUCUACCGGGCCGUCUUCAGCGUCAUUGCCUUCUGCCUGGGGGCCGUCCUCCUGGCCGGCGUGUACUGCCUGGGCAGGAAGGACUUGCUGGACAAAGACUGCGGCUUCUGCUGCCGCAUCACCAUCGGGAGGACCUCGGCCUACCACGUGCAGAAGAAGAUGGUCGGCAAGAAACUCUGCCGGAACAACGGCGGGCCCAGAAGCAAGUCACCCAGCACCUUCCGCGCCACUCGCUUCACACGAGUGGGAACGUUCCGCGCGCCCAUAUGGAAGGGUGAAGAUGUUUAAUGGAUCGAAAGAUCGUUUAGUAUUAGUAUGUACAAAACAUAGCGUUGAUAAACCAACUUUCAAUUGUGCCAAAUUAUUAAGAUAACAAGCAGAUUUUUUUUAAAAGCCUACAUUUUAUAUUGGGGGAUGAAAUGGUCGCGCACAAUAUUAUUGUACGAAUAUAAUAUAUACGGGCUGUCGAUAACAAGACUAAACAAUUUAUUGGAGUUUUACAUGAUCUACGAUCAUAUCUUGCAUAUCAUGGAUGUCACGGGGGCCGGCGGAAGGAGGGGGUGCUUGCCCCCUCCCCCCCCCCCCCGGAAAUGCAACAAACAAAAAAGAAGAAAACAAAGAAGACGAGGUCCGAAGUAAUUUAAUACUCGGACUAAUACAUAAAUUGCCAUAGACACCUACGGUAAAUACCCUCACUUUAAAAAAAAAUCAUGUUUUAAAAAAAUCCUUGAAACUCUCAAAUAUCGUUCAUUAGCAGGACACACAUCAAUAUCAAACUUUCAAGAACCAUAUCUCUUCCUCUGUUUAUUUUAAUUGGGUUAUUUGAGACCGUCUCGAGCCCUUUUUUUUGCGGUCUCGGUCUCGGCCUGCCAAAAGUUUCGGUCUCGGAAGAGCUGAACUUGGUCUGGGUCUCAGAUGACUUGGUCUCGGUCUCGGACAUGGUGGUCAAGAUCUCGACUACAACACGUGCGAUUGCAGAGAUUUUGGGCAGUCGUGAAUUGUUGUAAAUCGGAUUUUACUUGCGGAAAUACUUUUAUUUUUUU